Molecule: messenger RNA, 603 nt
Organism: Epithele typhae
Lineage: Eukaryota; Fungi; Basidiomycota; Agaricomycetes; Polyporales; Epitheliaceae
Exons: 2
Coding region: 1-603 (200 amino acids)
Source: RefSeq, a predicted model, not a curated record
AUGUCCUCCACCUCUACACCUUCCCAUAAUCUCCGUGAGGCCAUUAACGCCUCACCUUCCAUCGAGCACAUGAUCCGACUCUUUCCCGAGCUGUAUCACCGGCCCCUCACCACAGUGCUCAAGCGCAUCGUGGAGCUGGCAUCGUCCCACGCCUUGGCCGUCGACACCAUCAACAAGCUGCAAGCGCUGGUACAAGACGGCUGGGAGACCUCUGACGCCCUCCCAGAGAACCUCCGGGCGCCCCCCUCGAUCGCGAAGUUUGGGAAUCCUUCAGAAUACGAAGUCGCCAUCGUCACAUGGGAGCUCGAGUUCACUAGAGACGCCAAGAAAUAUUAUGACCCCCUGGUCCAGCCCGACCACGUCUUGGACCUGUUGCAAAGGGCCAUCCUGCAGUUCUGGAGGUCCACACGUGGCGUUUUGGAGAUCCCCGAGUUUCACUCCCAGGCGCCCUCUGCCCCCGGCGAGCCUACGCCCCUGCCCACCAUCACCUGGCAAAUCCACCCAGAAAGGCUCAUCGAACUGGAAAUGGUCAUCUGUCACCUCCCCUUCGUCGCCCAACGUGUGAUCACCUUGGAAGGGCAGCCUGGUCUGAUCACCAUUUAG